Messenger RNA from Vigna radiata var. radiata (mung bean), 2435 nucleotides. Its product is annotated as MADS-box protein AGL42. Gene Ontology annotation, cellular component: nucleus. NCBI's taxonomy places the organism in Eukaryota, Viridiplantae, Streptophyta, Magnoliopsida, Fabales, Fabaceae. The record is from RefSeq and is a predicted model, not a curated record. The transcript is spliced from 9 exons. Gene Ontology annotation, molecular function: protein dimerization activity; RNA polymerase II cis-regulatory region sequence-specific DNA binding; DNA-binding transcription factor activity, RNA polymerase II-specific. Bases 277 to 1038 code for a protein of 253 amino acids. Gene Ontology annotation, biological process: positive regulation of transcription by RNA polymerase II.
GUCAACUAUUGGGGUAUCGAACCACUGGGAGGAUGACAAAAAUGGAUGGAAUAAGGCAACACCAUCGUUCUCUGUGGUCCGAGAAACAGCUACAAUGAAUGCCACUUUGCUGGAAGUGGGAUCCUUCUGGCUAGGGUUUCUGGAAUAUUUUUCAGCUCUUUCUUCCACUAGCCACAGUUUCUGUUCUCUUCUUUAACUUUAACCUAAAUAAAGUGUUUCCAGCUUUAGAAAGAACACAACUUAAAGGACAACUUUUCUGGAGGAGAAUUUUUGGAGAUGGUGAGGGGAAAGGUUCAAAUGAAGAAAAUUGAGGAUGCAACAAGCCGUCAAGUGACCUUUUCAAAGCGUCGAAAUGGUCUUCUAAAGAAAGCUUAUGAGCUAUCUGUUCUUUGUGAUGCACAAGUAGCUGUCAUAGUCUUCUCCCAGAAUGGAAGACUUUAUGAGUUCUCAAGUUCCAACAUGUCAAAGAUUUUGGAACGAUACCGUGAAUAUACCAAGGAUGUUCCUACCAAUAAGUUUGGAGAUGAUUAUAUCCAGCAACUGAAGUUAGAAUCCGCAAACAUGGCAGAGAAGAUUCAGCUUCUUGAAAUAUCUAAAAGGAAGCUGCUGGGACAAAGUGUGAGUUGUUGUUCCUAUGAUGAACUCAAAGAAAUCGAGGAUCAGCUGCAGAGAAGUUUGCUAAGAGUCAGACAAAGAAAGGCUCAACUAUACAUGGAGCAGAUUGAUCAACUACGAUGCCAGGAGAGUAACUUGCUCCAAGAGAAUGCCAAAUUAACUGAAAUGAUUCUGGUGUUUCCCUUCACGCUGCCUCCUCUUUCUACUAUGCCGCCACCGCAUACAUUCACUUCUCCCAUUAGUCUCAAACUAAAUGAAGAUAACUUCUUGGUUUGGAAACACCAAGCUUUGGCCACCGUUACGGGUCUGCAUCUUAUGAAAUUUCUUGAGAGUUCUUCAUACCCUCCCAAAUAUGUCACUCUUGAUGCAGCUGCAUCAGAUACCGUCAACCCCCUUUACCUCCAUCACCUUCAACAGGAUUAACUCAUUGUAGCAUGGUUGUUGUCCUCCAUGUCCGAUACAAUGCUCACCAAAAUGGUAGAUUUAAACACAUCUUAUAAUAUUUGGAAAACUCUUACUGUGCAUUAUGAUAGUCAAUCUCGUGCUCGCAUAAAAAAGAUCAAGAGUCAACUCAAAAGCACCAAGAAGGAUAAAACUGUCUCUGCCUAUGUUCUUGAAAUCAAGAAAUUCGUGGAUGCGCUCGCUGCUAUGGGGUAACCUAUCACCGAUGACGAUCACAUUGAGUAUAUUCUUGCGGUCUUCCUGACAAUUACGACGGCUUCGUUACCUCCAUUCUUUCACGUCGAGAACCCUACACUGUUGAAGAAAUUAAUGCAUUUGCUCAAGUCAACGUUACCACAUCUUCUUGGCAUAGUUCUUCACGUGGGAGAUCUUUUGAACGGGGUGGUUGUGCUUGCUCACGUUCUUUCUACACUCGUGGUGCUCGUUCUUCUAACCAACGCCAGCAGCCUCGUCAAUCUUGGCCACAUCAAACAAUCUACUCCUCAAACCAACAAUAGAGUUCAGUGCCAAAUUUGUUCCAAGUUCGGUCAUCAUGCUCUUGAAUGCUGGCAAAGUUUCAAUCAAGUUUUUCAGCCUCAAAUUCAGCUUCACAACUUCCAGUAUUGACAUUUAUGAUCAACUAUCUAAUAAUUUUUCUUUGCCUGAUCCCCUGUGGUACCCCGAUAGUGGGGCUUCACACCAUGUCACAAACUACUCCAGUAACUUCAAUUCAAAAUCCUCUUAUACUGGCUCUGAAAAAAUCAAGUUAGGCAACGGUGCAGGUCUGAAAAUCACUCAAAUCGGUUCCACCACUCUCUCUACCUCUUCUUCUUCAUCCAGUUUUGUCUUAAACAAUCUUUUACAUGUUCCAACAGUUACAAAAAAUCUUUUAAGUGUAUCUCAGUUUGCACGGGAUAGUCAUGUGUAUUUUGAAUUCUUCCCUAACUUUUCUUUUGUUAAAAAUCAUGAAACCAAGGAGAUCCUGCUCAAAGACAUUCUUAAAGAAGGAAAAUAUAUUUUUCCCACGUUGCAGCAAGAGCUCUCGUCCUCUCCCACGAUUCAUCACUCCACUAUGACUGCUAAUUUUAGUAUUUUUUUUUCCUUAUGGCAUAAUCGUAUGGGUCAUGCCUCUGUUAAAACAAUUAAAAGAAUUCUUAGUCAAUGUAAUAUAGAUGCUAAAGCUGACUCUGGUUUCUGUGAUUCUUGUGCUCGAUAAAAAAAAUUCAUCAAAUACCAUAUGCUGAUUCCCAAACCACGUAUAUGCAUCCUCUUGAAUUAGUCUAUAUGGAUAUUUGGGGUCCUUCCCAUGUUUGCUCUUUGAAUGGUGAUUGUUAUUACCUAUCUUUUGUAGAUGUUUUUUCAAAAUACACUUGGAUUUA